Molecule: messenger RNA, 534 nt
Organism: Penicillium paradoxum
Lineage: Eukaryota; Fungi; Ascomycota; Eurotiomycetes; Eurotiales; Aspergillaceae
Gene: dprC
Product: protein dprC
Exons: 2
Coding region: 1-534 (177 amino acids)
Source: RefSeq, a predicted model, not a curated record
AUGGCUGAAGAAUACGGACGCUACGAGCAUGCCGAUCCCACUGAAUCCUCCCGUGGCGCAGUAGGCGGAGGUUCCUCAACGGGCGCCCCGGGCCGUCCAACAGGACUCCAGGAUCCCCGAUCCCAGUAUGACACCUCAAAAGGGUACAAUCCAGCCACAGGGUCCAGCUACUCAAAGUCCUCAGGGGGUGGACCAACCCAAACCCACCAGCGACCGCUGUCGCCGUCGCCGUCCCGAAGUGAUGAUCGGGUUGUCGGGGAUGCGCCACUCCCGCAUACGGCGAGCACGGCACAGCGGGCGGAGAUGGAGGAUCAGUCGGCGACCGGGUCAAAGGCUUCGCGGAUGGGCGAGGGAGCUGGGAAGGGGGUGAGGGGUAUUGCGGCUUCGAUUCAUGGUGCUGGAGAGUCAUUGCGUGGGGCAUUGAAUACCGCGGUUGAUCGGGCGUUUGGAUCUCAUGAGGGAGCUGAAAGAAAUCAGGAGAUUGCGGAGAAAGGAGCAGAGGAGAUUCGGACCGGUCGGUUUGGGAAUCAUUAG